Molecule: messenger RNA, 982 nt
Organism: Doryrhamphus excisus (bluestripe pipefish)
Lineage: Eukaryota; Metazoa; Chordata; Actinopteri; Syngnathiformes; Syngnathidae
Gene: gadd45ba
Product: growth arrest and DNA-damage-inducible, beta a
Biological process (GO): regulation of cell cycle
Cellular component (GO): nucleus; cytoplasm
Source: RefSeq, a predicted model, not a curated record
GGGAAGCACCUUCACUUUUCUUCUGUUCUUCCUGGAAGUGCUCGGAUUUUACCGAAUCUUACUGGACUUUGUAUGACUGUGGGGCUCCGUGGAAGACCUUUGUGGAUCUUUUUUUGGCAGAUUUAGUCAGUGGCAUUAUGACUCUGGAGGACGUGUCUGUCAGUAACGACAAGAUGGAGCAGGUGAGUCGCGCACUCGAGGAGGUGCUGGUGUCUGCUCGGUCGCACGAGUGUCUCACUGUGGGUGUGUACGAGUCCGCCAAGCUCAUGAACGCGGACCCAGACAGCGUGCGUCUGUGCGUACUUGCGGCUGACAAGGAGGACGAAGAUGACGUCGCUCUUCAGAUCCACUUCACGCUGCUCCAAGCCUUCUGUCGCGACUAUGACGUCAACAUCGUGCGGCUGGCGGCCGUUUCGCGCCUGGCACAGCUCAUCCACGAGGACGAGAGCGAGCCUCGUGACCUGCACUGCAUCCUGGUCACGAGCCCACCCGUGCAGCCGCUGCAGUGCCCCGCCCUCCAUGACGUUAUCAGCUUUUGCGAGGACAGUCGCUGCAGGAACCAGUGGGUCCCCCUUGUUGACCUGAUGGACCGCUGAACCAACCCAAUCACACCGCUUAGGGGCGGGGCCAACAGUCCAAUUCAAACCAAAAACGAGGAGGAGCGCAUGCUCUGUCUACCAGGUUGCAGAGGUCCAACUGCCAUGCUUCAUGUCCAGCAGAGGGGGGAGGCUGCAUGUGACUGGACCCGGGGGCUGUACGAGUGACAUCACACACGUCGACAUGGCGGCGAGACUGACUGAUCAUGUGACUGUGCGAUGCUAAGCUAUUGAGCUCACACAACAGGACAUGCCAACUUCAGGUUGCCGUGGUGAUGCCGAUGGUCCAGGUCACUGGAGGACAAUGUAGUGUACGCACAAUCCGUUACAGUGAUGGAUUACGUUUUCAAGCUUUGAUGAAAUGUGAAAUAAAAGUGCUAACAAUC